This is a messenger RNA of Protopolystoma xenopodis, 210 nucleotides long. The record is from the annotation of a GenBank genome assembly. NCBI's taxonomy places the organism in Eukaryota, Metazoa, Platyhelminthes, Monogenea, Polystomatidea, Polystomatidae.
AGAAUAUUGCGGAAAGAAAACGCAGCAAGGAUGCUGCCGGUCGAGCAUUUUGGGCAUUGCUUUCUGCCCCGGGGCGAACUGCUCAGUCGAGCUGGUCUCGCUUCUGACGGAGGCCAGGCCGGAGCUGAACUCGAGUUAGCCGUCUCCGGAGGGAAACCGGUCACCCACCGGACCAAUAGGGACCCAGACACUGCAUCAACUUGGCUUUAA